ACACUAAAGAGGAAGAAGAAGAAGAAGAAUACCCCGCUUUUCCGUUACCUUGCUGCUAUAGGGUACUGUCCGAGGACAGUUUCCAGAAGCCCGAUAUUUUCCUAGAUCCAUUACUAAAUGUAGCUCUGGACAGAAGGCCAGCCUGACUCAGAGUUCUUCGCGCUUAAUUUCUUAAGCUCCCCAUACAUACUGACUAGCCACAUACUAGUCACAAAGACCAUUUACUGUAUGUCAAAAACGUAGUCAAUUUGUUAUCGGAUGGGUGGUCCGAGACAAAACAGCCGUUAGUGACUUGUCUAAGGUCAUUCUAUGACUGAUGGCUCCGCCGUUCGAACGCAAUAUCUUGUGGAUAUUGUGUCAAACAACUUAACCAUUCAGCCAUAGCGGCUUACACUAGAGAUAUCCAGCGUCUUUUUUGAUCCAGUAACAGGCGAGCACUAGAGAUAUCCAGUGUCGCAUUUGAUUGAUUAACAGGAGAACACUAGAGAUAUCCAGUGUCUUUUUUGAUCCAGUAACAGGCGAGCACUAGAGAUAUCCAGUGUCGCAUUUGAUUGAUUAACAGGAGAGCACUAGAGAUAUCCAGUGUCUUUUUUGAUCCAGUAACAGGCGAGCACUAGAGAUAUCCAGUGUCGCAUUUGAUUGAUUAACAGGAGAACACUAGAGAUAUCCAGUGUCUUUUUUGAUCCAGUAACAGGCGAGCACUAGAGAUAUCCAGUGUCGCAUUUGAUUGAUUAACAGGAGAACACUAGAGAUAUCCAGUGUCUUUUUUGAUGCAGUAACAGGCGAGCACUAGAGAUAUCCAGUGUCGCAUUUAAUUGAUUAACAGGAGAACGCUAGAGUUAUUGGGUGUCGUAUUUGAUUAAGUAACAGGAGAACACGCUGAAAGAAAAAAAGGUACCGUAGCGAAGUUAACCGUAGUACGCCUAACAGGUGUCAUUUCUGACCCAGAGAUAAAAAUUUUGAAAUACACUAGAAUAUGUUGCUAAUUUCGAGUUUAAGGAAUCAUUCAUCAUCCAUUACGAAUAGGUAGCUGUUGCGUAGUCUAACAUGAAACUAAGUUCUCCUAUUCCAUCUGAUUACGAGCCUUCGAUACAAUAAAAUACAAUUUCGUCAGUAUGUAACAUAAAACUAGACAAGAGGACAAGUUAAAUUUUCCAUUAAAAUUUAAGGGGUAUUACUAAUUUAUGCUAACACCAGAAACACCCAACUUUGUAAAAACGCAUAUGGGUCAUCUUCACUUACACCCACAACUUGGAGAGUUAUGUGCACGAACACCCACUAACAUCCACUUUGUCCGACUCCUAGAAAAAGUAAACCGUGAAGAAAGACCAAAAAAUGACCCCCUUCAACACUAACACCCGAAAUCUCACUUAUUGUCCAUACAAGCAGCCCAAGUUGUAUUCACUAACACCCACAGAACUCAAUAAUCUUUAUUCUGACCCGAAUAAGUGCUAUCCCCGAAUAACUUUUUCUGAUAAACUUUUCUCUGGAAACAUCUCUUCAACGUUUGCCGUAUCGACAAAACUCGGUUUUCGUCAGAAAAAUAAAAAUUGGGAUAAAAGUAUAGAAAGAUAGCCAAUGUUCUGUUCUUCCAGAAACGGUAUGAUUUUUAAAUCGAUACCCCUUUUUUUGUCCAAAUUUUUUGAUGAUUUCUGUUAUUUGCGUCUUGAAAAACAGCAUUUUUUUCUAGAGGGGAGGGGAUUUAAGGUAUGUUUCCAGAGAAAAGUUUAUCAGAAAAAGUUAUUCGGGGAUAGGACUUAUACGGGUCAGAAUGUAGAUCAUUGAGUUCUGUGGGUGUUAGUGAAUACAACUUGGGGUGCUUGUGUGGACUAUAAGUGAGAUUUUGGGUGUUAGUGGGUGAAUAUAAGAACUUUUGGACUGGUAUGAUGUGUUUCCAGAGAAAAGUUUAUCAGAAAAAGUUAUUCGGGAUAGCACUUAUUCGGGUCAGAAUAUAGAUUAUUGAGUUCUGUGGAUGUUAGUGAAUACAACUUGGGGUGCUUGUAUGGACAAUAAGUGAGAUUUUGGGUGUUAGUGUUGAAGGGGUCAUUUUUUGGUCUUUGUUGACGGUUUAUUUUUUCUAUGAGUCGGACAAAGUGGGUGUUUGUGCGCAUAACUCUCCAAGUUGUGGGUGUUAGUGAAGAUGACCCAUAUGCGUUUUUACAAAGUUGGGUGUUUGUGGUGUUAGUAUAAAUUAGUAAUACCCAAAUUUAAGAGUCAUGCACCAUUUUAACUGCAUAUUUAUCUCCAUCUUACUUAAAAGUAUAUAUUGAUUGGGGUUUGGAUUAUCCAGUUAGGAUGAUGUAUGAUUCAUACGAUUAACGUUUGGAUCGAAGAUAUUCAUCUAUCAUCUAGUACCUUUUCAUUUUGUUUUAUUUUGUAGAUUAAGAUUUCUUUUUAUAUUAUAAAAAACGAUCAUAAACAAUUGGAUUGAAGAGGAUAGCGAAGUUGACGAUUUCACUGACCAACAAAGUGGUUCAGAAACAGAAAAUGAUGAAAGUCAAACAUCAGACGCUGAUGAUGAAAUUGAUUUAGAAGAUCUUAAAUUAACCGAAGGUUCUACACGAAAAAGCUCAUAUACUUCCAAGUCCGGGAUGAUCUGGUCUUCAAUUCCGUCUGCUUCAACAAAAAUAAAUUCUUUCAGUGAUAAUAUCGAGAAAUCUGGACCGACUAAGCUUACUGAAAAUGUUGCAUCUAUUGAAGACGCAUUCAUUUGUCUUAUGUCGGAAAAAAUCAUGCAGAAAAUUUUAAUUUAUUCAAAUAUGGAAUAUGAUCGAAGCGUGGGAUUAGAUGAAAAAGAAGAAAUAACAAUGAUGGAAUUAAAAGGUUCAAUUGGAAUAUUAUUGCUUGCUGAUUUAUUAGGAAGAUCAAAGGAAAAUUUGCGAUCCUUAUGGAGAACAAGUCCCUUGGAAUCUCCAAUAUUUAAAGCUACUAUUUCAAGAGAUCGUUUUGACAAAAUUAUUUCAUGUCUAAGAUUUGAUGAUAAAAGAACAAGAGAAGAGAGAAAACAAGCAGAUAAAUUUACGGCAAUUCGUGAAAUUUGGUCAGAUUUUCAAGAUAAAUUAAAAACAUGUUAUACACCAGGACUUGAUCUUACAAUCGGCGAACAAUUAUUAGGUUUUCGGGGGAAAUGUCCAUUUCGUCAAUUUAUUCCUAAGAAGUCUGACAAAUACGGAUUAAAGUUCUGGCUAUGUGUUGAUGCAGAGUGGUAUUGUGUAUUGAAUGCUUUUCUUUACAUUGGACGACAACCAGGUCAAGAAAAACAAAAACACAUAGGUGAAAGUGUAGUUUUAGAAUUGCUCAAGCCAUUCUAUGGUUCAAACAGAAACGUUACAAUGGAUAAUUUCUUUACAAGUGUUCCAUUGGCGAAAAAUCUUCAAACGAAGAAUCUUACUCUUAUAAGAACAUUACGAAAAAAUAAACCAGAAAUACCUAUAGAAUUUCUAUCA
Molecule: messenger RNA, 3446 nt
Organism: Rotaria sp. Silwood1
Lineage: Eukaryota; Metazoa; Rotifera; Eurotatoria; Philodinida; Philodinidae
Source: the annotation of a GenBank genome assembly